Messenger RNA from Rhinopithecus roxellana (golden snub-nosed monkey), 1666 nucleotides. RefSeq names its product choline kinase beta (gene CHKB). The record is from RefSeq and is a predicted model, not a curated record. The transcript has 11 exons. Gene Ontology annotation, cellular component: cytoplasm. Gene Ontology annotation, biological process: phosphatidylethanolamine biosynthetic process; CDP-choline pathway. Bases 218 to 1444 code for a protein of 408 amino acids. NCBI's taxonomy places the organism in Eukaryota, Metazoa, Chordata, Mammalia, Primates, Cercopithecidae. Gene Ontology annotation, molecular function: ethanolamine kinase activity; choline kinase activity.
GAGACAAGCGGAGUUCGGCCUUCGGAAAGAGCCCCCGGGCCGAGGCACGGAGAGAGCCGAGCGCCGCAGCCAUGAGCCGAAUAGAGCCGGAGAGACCCGAGUAUGACCGGAGAAGCUCAGGCCGGCCGGAAGAGGAGUCGAGCGCGGCCGGAAGGAACCGAGCCCGUCCGAAGGGAGCGGAGCGCAGCUGGGCUUGGGGCCCGGUGGAUCCCGCGCCAUGGCGGCCGAGGGGACAGCUGUGGCCGGAGGCGGGGCUGUUGGCGGCUGCCUGGCCAAAGACGGCUUGCAGCCGUCUAAGUGCCCGGACACUACCCCAAAACGGCGGCGCGCCUCGUCGCUGUCGCGUGACGCCGAGCGCCGAGCCUACCAGUGGUGCCGGGAGUACUUGGGCGGGGCCUGGCGCCGAGUGCAGCCCGAGGAGCUGAGGGUUUACCCCGUGAGCGGAGGCCUCAGCAACCUGCUCUUCCGCUGCUCGCUCCCGGACCACCUGCCCAGCGUUGGCGAGGAGCCCCGGGAGGUGCUGCUGCGGCUGUACGGAGCCAUCCUGCAGGGCGUGGACUCCCUGGUGCUGGAAAGCGUGAUGUUCGCCAUCCUUGCGGAGCGGUCGCUGGGGCCCCAGCUGUAUGGAGUCUUCCCAGAGGGCCGGCUGGAACAGUACAUCCCAAGCCGGCCAUUGAAAACUCAAGAGCUUCGAGAGCCAGUGUUGUCAGCAGCCAUUGCCACGAAGAUGGCGCAAUUCCAUGGCAUGGAGAUGCCUUUCACCAAGGAGCCCCACUGGUUGUUUGGGACCAUGGAGCGGUACCUAAAACAGAUCCAGGACCUGCCCCCAACUGGCCUCCCUGAGAUGAACCUGCUGGAGAUGUACAGCCUGAAGGAUGAGAUGGGCAACCUCAGUCACUCCUGCUCAGGACCCAUGCUCCCAUACCCCUGCAGGAAGUUACUAGAGUCUACCCCAUCGCCAGUCGUCUUCUGCCACAAUGACAUCCAGGAAGGGAACAUCUUGCUGCUCUCAGAGCCAGAAAAUGCUGACAGCCUCAUGCUGGUGGACUUCGAGUACAGCAGUUAUAACUAUAGGGGCUUUGACAUUGGGAACCAUUUUUGUGAGUGGGUUUAUGAUUAUACUCACGAGGAAUGGCCUUUCUACAAAGCAAGGCCCACAGACUACCCCACUCAAGGAGAGCAGCUGCAUUUUAUUCGCCAUUACCUGGCAGAGGCAAAGAAAGGUGAGACCCUCUCCCAAGAGGAGCAGAGAAAACUGGAAGAAGAUUUGCUGGUAGAAGUCAGUCGGUAUGCUCUGGCGUCCCAUUUCUUCUGGGGUCUGUGGUCCAUCCUGCAGGCGUCCAUGUCCACCAUAGAAUUUGGUUACUUGGACUAUGCCCAGUCUCGGUUCCAGUUCUACUUCCAGCAGAAGGGGCAGCUGACCAGUGUCCACUCCUCAUCCUGACUCUCCACCCUCCCACUCCUUGGAUUUCUCCUGGAGCCUCCAGGGCGGGACUUUGGAGGGAGGAGCAACGGGCAGAAGGCUGUGGGGACUGGGCUGAGCCCCCAAGUGAAACUGAGGUUCAGGAGACCGACCUCUCCCUGAGUUUGAGUAGGUCUCCAUGGCUGGCAGGCCAGAGCCCUGUGCUGUGUAUCUAACACAAUAAACAAACUUCUUCCUUGGCAC